Messenger RNA from Oreochromis niloticus (Nile tilapia), 8060 nucleotides. It is a transcript of the gene znf462, whose product is annotated as zinc finger protein 462. Lineage: Eukaryota; Metazoa; Chordata; Actinopteri; Cichliformes; Cichlidae. Gene Ontology annotation, cellular component: nucleus. Gene Ontology annotation, biological process: positive regulation of transcription by RNA polymerase II. The record is from RefSeq and is a predicted model, not a curated record.
GACAACAAUAAACCUUUUGUUUGUCAGUGACUGGGAGAUUGUUUUUAUAUUCUAUAUUUUAUAUAUAUUGGGAUGUGUAAACAUAUAUAGUUAAAAUUACAUUUAUCUUUUAAUAUUGGGGUGUGUAUACUGAAUCUGUGUAUCUAUGUGUCUAUCUGUGUGUUUGGUUGACUUGGGAAGCAGCAUCACCACCAAAGUGAACUGCAGAUAACCUCAUGACGUUGCAGACAUGGUAUGCAAGUCUAUAUAAAAUUGACGGUGGCCGCAUGUAUCUGGUGGUGGUCUGCGCCGCUUGAUAAGGCUUUGCAGACUAUCUGACUUCAGUCUAGAUGAAGGAUGAGCUUCUCAGGCACAGACGUUGUCCAUCCUGCUGAUGCUCCCUCGUCUCAUCGUAAACUCUUGUGCACCCUCUGGUGCUUGCUAGUCUCCCAAACUUCUUUGUGUAGCCUGCUUUGCAGAUUGUCUUCCUUGUCUGUGUGGUUGCUCAUUAUUCAGAGACAGACGGAUCUCAGGUCAUCUGCAGCUGCAGCAAAGGAGAAGCAGGAAAGAUGGCGAUCAUCCACUAGACCGACCGAGCGCACGCAUGAAAUACGGAGGACAACUUUUGGGAGGAUCGCUUGAGGAGAAGAUUGUACCAGUUUCCCUGAUUUUCCAGGGAGUUUUCCCCAGUUUUAAUAAUGGAGGUGUUGCAAUGUGACGGCUGUGACUUUCGUGCCGAGUCAUACGACGACUUGAAGACUCACAUACAGGAAGUGCACACUGUUUUCCUGCAGCCUGCAGAUGCAGAUGAGUCUGAUUCCCUGAAAGAUGAAGAUGAAGACGAGGAGGAAGAAGAGGACUAUGAUGAUAAAGAUGACAAGGAUUAUACGCCUCCUAAAUCUGGAAUGAGCCCCAACUCUACUGACAGUCCCAACCAAACAUCGCAAAAGCCAACAGCUGAAACUCAUCUGCAGUUUUAUCAGUGCAAGUUCUGUGUCCGUUACUUCAGAUCAAAGUCGUUCUUAAGAAACCACACCAAAAAGGUGCAUAAUGUCAUAGAGCCCGAUUCGGAUGCAAGUGUCUCCUCAAAGACUGCAAAGCAGCCCAGCUACACUGUCAUAAUGCACAGUGACCAUUCUAAAGUGUAUUCCUGUCAGUAUUGCACAUAUAAGUCCCCACGGAAAGCACGGAUAAUGAAACACCAACUAAUGUAUCACAACAAAGUUCCUUCGGAUAGUGCUGGAGAUCCCCCGGAGUGCAAUGAAAGCGGUGAGAAGUCGGACUCGGCUAGUGGGCUCAUGAAGGGAACGUUUGCCUGCGAGUGGUGUGACUAUCAAACCAACCAGAAGGACAGCUGGACCAAUCAUGUGGUGAAGGAGCACAGUGACAAGGUCAAGAUAGUUUCCUGCACUGCGGAGGUGGAAGAGCAGGCAAGUGCAAGCUCCCCCAAACCGGAUUCUCCCUCCUCUUCCCGCGCUAAUGUUAGCGGAAAGGAGGAGUCUGUAGCAAAAACACCAGAAAACACCUUGGAGAAGUCCAUCGCAGAGAUCUCAUCCUUUCAAUAUGCACAGAUAAGUGCAGUUACACCCAACAGCACAGGUUCUUCUAUCCUAUCCAAGAGGUUUGCAUCAUCCGAUGUUCCCAACAGUGCGAUAGAUAUGGACACCAACCUACUCAAUGAGGAAGACUCGAGGAGCAGCUUAGAGGACGAUGACGAAGAGCUGGGUGAUAUGGACGAUCCCAGCUACACUGGAACCCUGUCCGCAGAUGCAAAGCAGCUAUUAACAGAUGAGGAUAAUAAAUUAUUGGAAACUAAAGGAAUUCCCUUCAGAAAGUACAUGAACCGAUUUCAGUGCCCCUUCUGCUCCUUCCUCACCAUGCACAGGCGGAGCAUCUCCCGCCACAUUGAAAAUAUUCACCUCUCUGGCAAAGCCACAGUGUACAAAUGCGAUGAGUGCCCAUUUAUUUGCACCAGCCCUCUGAAACUAGGCACGCACAAACAGAGCCACAAUUUUUCAGAUUUAGAAACCUUGGACCUGACAGGUGACAGCCCAGAACCUCAGAAUGACAGCGCAGCAGAGCCAGUUAAUGAGGGUAACGUGAGUUCUAAAGUCAAUGGGAAAAAGACAACCAGCACACCAAACGACCAGCAGAACCCUCACCGCUGCACCCUCUGCAGCUUCUCCACCACCACUCUGAAAGGUCUGAGGGUCCACCAGCAGCAUAAGCAUUCCUACUGUGAUGACCUCGAUUCCACUGUCUUUGAAGCCCAGCUGUCUGACCAGCCAGACUCUGAAGUGGAUGCUUCUCCAAUCUUCCUACAAAAAACCCAGACCCCCAUUUUAGGGCUUGCCACCAAAAAGCCCUUAGUAACAGGGAAAAGAGCCAGGAAGUCCAUUAAUGACUUGCCUUUGGAUUUGUCCUCAGUCAAAAAGAGAACCAGAAUUGAUGAAAUUGCCAGUAACCUUCAAAGCAAGAUAAGCCAAAGCCAGCAGGACACCGUCAUUAAUCUGGAUGACAUGGAUGAUGAAGACGCGGGAGAAAAUCAUGCCAGCGCUGAUGAGGGGAGAAACAAUGAAAACAACAACCCUGUCUUUGCUUACAACACACAGCAGCUUUAUGCAAGAGACUCUGCCAGCUCUAAUGAGGGCAGCAGAAUAGGGAAAAGAAAAAGCAACCCUAGGUCCAAGCCUAGAAACAUCCCCAUAUCGCUGACUCUCUCGGACGAUAGUGAAAAUAUCUCCGCUGAUGCCAGUGACAGUGCUGUCCAAGAGAACAUGGAAUAUUCAGAGGAUCCUGGAAUUACACGCUUCUACUGCAAACACUGUGAUUACCACAAUAAGUCGGCUCGUAGCGUCAGCACCCAUUACCAGAGGAUGCACCCUUACAUCAAGUUCAGCUUUAAGUACAUCCUGGACCCCGAAGACCAGAGUGCAGUCUUCCGCUGCUUAGAGUGCUACAUCGAAUACACAAAUUACAACGAUCUGCACCAACACUACAUGGACCACCACCCUGAAGCAAGCAAUGUGCUCAACUUCAACCAGCCGCAUCUCUUAUACAUGUGCCGGUUUUGUUCGUACACAAGCCCUAACGUGAGGAGCCUAAUGCCCCAUUACCAAAGAAUGCACCCCACCGUGAAAAUCAACAACGCCAUGAUCUUUUCCAGCUAUAUUGUAGAGCAGUCCCACAAAAGCAGCGAAUCACAGACUCUGAGGGAAAUACUCAAUUCAGGACCGAAAAAUUUUAACUCUCCCACUUCGAUGCCCAGGUCCACCUCAAGCCCGGUGCAGAAAGCGGUUUCCAAAUCCCCUGAAGCUAGCGCUGACCCAGAACCUCUCAAAGAAGGCAGCAAUGUUGUCGUCUACGAUUGUGACGUGUGCUCCUUUGCAAGCCCCAAUAUGCACUCUGUUCUUGUCCACUACCAGAAAAAACACCCAGAGCAAAAGGCGUCUUAUUUCCGUAUACAGAAAACCAUGAAGGUCAUCUCAGUGGAUCAGUCACAGCCUGUAGCCAACUCUUCGUUUAACACCAGCAUGUCUUCGACUCCAAAACAAUCAAGUGCAGCAGUUUAUGGAUCAGAUGAAGAAAUGUACUACUGCAAGCACUGCGUGUACAGCAACAGAUCUGUUGUUGGUGUUUUGGUCCAUUAUCAGAAAAGACACCCGGAGGUGAAAGUGACAGCGAAAUACAUCAAACAUGGCGCUCCUACCCCUGGAUUGAUGAAGCUCAUGGAUGAGCUGCAGAUUGCAGCACCCAAGCAGUUCAUGAAGCAGUUUCAAAAUAACGGUCACGACGGAUCUAAUAACUCAAGCCCCAAACCAGGAAGUGGUGAGAAAGGCGAGGAUGAGCUGUUCUUUUGCCAGCACUGUGAUUAUGGCAACCGCACUGUAAAAGGCGUGCUUAUUCACUAUCAGAAAAAGCACAGGGAGACCAAGGCCAACGCUGACCUUGUGCGCCGCCACACUGCAGUCGUCCGGAGUCAACGUGAGCGAGCGCAGAUGGUUCAGUCCAGCGGCGCCUCGUCUGCUGCUCUCCCAGCUCCUCCAGACCCUGAAAACACUACUCCUCUGCGUUCCCUGAAGUGCAGGCACUGUUCCUACACGUCUCCCUACGUCUAUGCUCUGAAGAAGCACCUAAAGAAAGAGCACCCCGCUGUGAAAGCCACAGCCAUGACAAUUUUACACUGGGCGUAUCAAGAUGGUAUCUUGGAGGCUGGCUACCACUGUGAGUGGUGUAUUUACUCCCAUGCUGAACCCCAGGGUCUGUUGCUCCAUUACCAAAGACGCCACCCUGAGCAUAAUGUUGAUUACACAUACAUGGCCAGCAAGCUGUGGGCUGGGCCUGAAACAACCCAACAGGGGGGCAAUGCAGAGACGAAACAUUACAAGUGUAGGGACUGUGCCUUUGAGGCUUGCACAAUAUGGGACAUCACCAAUCACUAUCAGGCAGUCCACCCCUGGGCUAUCAAAGGGGAUGAAUCCGUGCUUUUGGAUAUAAUCAAAGGAAACGGCUCAACUGAAAAAGCCCAGCAGCAGGUUUCCAAAGAGCAGACGCCUCUGAAUUGCCAGACUGUUGAAGAUGACGGCCCGUUGGUUAUUGCCACCCCACCUCAAGAAAGCAAUCCCCAGCCUCACCACCCACGCCUUUCCAUCUCUAACAAUCCUUAUCAGUGUACUGUAUGUCUGUCAGAGUACAACAGUCUCCACGGCCUCCUCACCCACUAUGGAAAGAAGCACCCAGGCAUGAAAGUGAAAGCUGCAGAUUUUGCACAGGAGGCAGACCUCAACCCCAGUUCUGUGUAUAAAUGUCGCCACUGUCCGUAUGUGAACUCCCGGAUCCACGGAGUCCUCACCCACUAUCAGAAGAGACACCCGUUGGUCAAGGUCACAGCGGAAGACUUUGCAGACGACAUAGAGCAAAUCACAGAGUUGCACGAAGGGGACGACAAGUUCAAAACUCAAAGGCAGGGCUACGGCGCGUACAGAUGCAAAAUGUGCCCGUACACGCAUGGGACUCUGGAGAAACUCAAAAUCCAUUAUGAGAAAUAUCACAAUCAGUCUGCUUCCGACAUGUUCUCUCCUUCUCUGACUAAUUUUUCUUCUGGCAAAGAAACAGAGCCAGCAGGUGAGUGCAGCGCUAGUCAUAUAUCAAGUGCAGCAAAAGUCCAGGAGGUCAGUGAGUUGGACCUUGCCCUCUCUCAGUUACCCAUCAAUAAGACAGAAAAACACGCUGUGUUCAAGUGUCAGCUCUGCAAAUACUUCUGCUCGACCAGGAAGGGCAUCGCUCGCCACUACCGUAUCAAGCACAACAACGUCCGUGCUCAGCCAGAGGGUAAAAAUAACGUCUUCAAAUGUGCUCUGUGCUCAUACACAAACCCCAUACGCAAAGGCCUGGCAGCACACUACCAGAAGCGGCAUGAUAUCGAUGCCUAUUACACCCACUGUCUGGCUGCUUCGAAGACUAUGAACGAAAAGGUGAACAAAGUGAUGGCACCCCCGCCGACAGAAGGGGACAAUUCAGAAAUGAGCGAAGAUUUGCGAUUAGCUGUGGAGAGACGGAGGUGCUCUCUUUGCCCCUUCCAGGCCUUCAGCAGGAAGAGCAUUGUCUCACACUACAUUAAACGCCACCCGGGUGUCUUCCCCAAGAAGCAGCAUUCGAGCAAACUCGGCCGCUACUUCACUGUCAUUUAUGCCAAAGAACCCGAAAAGACUGCCGCGAGUGCAUCAGCAGAGGACGAUAAGGAAGUGAUAGAGGUCCCGCUCGAACCUGAGCAGGAUGGAGAUGUGGACUGGCUGCCAUUCAAGUGUCUGAAGUGCUUCAGGUUGUCUUUUAGCACCGGCGAGCUGCUCUCUAUGCACUACAACAACCACCACUGCAACGACUUGAAGCGGGACUUUGUGGUAUCUCCUGGUCUCUGGGACGAGGAUCCCGAUUUAUAUCUGUGUUCUCACUGUGAGCUGAAGUUCCUAGAUCUCCCCGCUCUUGCUAAACAUCUCCUGAAGCACAAUGAGGAGUUUCAGAAAAAGGCGAUGAGGCACGAGAGAAGGAGGCAGCUCCUCAGCAAGCAGAAAGCCACAGAGCUGCCUGAGAGCAAACAGGAGAAGGAGAGUCCUGUAAAUAAAACUCCCAUCGGAUUCAGGUGUAACUUCUGUGUAGAGAUACACCCAACCCUCCGAGCCAUCUGCAACCACCUUAGGAAGCAUGUCCAGUAUGGUGAGGUCAAAGAGGGGCAUGUCAAGCAGGAAGUCAGCGAGGUCCCCCUGAUCCUGCCUUCAGAGAGCCUAACUAAUGGGAACAUGGAGGGGGAUGAAGGCGCCGAAGUCGACGGCCUGGAGAGACCCGGAGCCACGCCCAAAGAUUCUGAUGAUGUCGCUGUUACCGUGGAGAACCUGGAUCCUGAGACGGACGCUGGUGAAGGAAGGGCGGCGGCCUUGGUGGCCGCAGCCAGGGCCGCAGUGUCAGAGGGCCAGCUGAAGCAGCGGCUGGCAGGGGGUCACCCGUGUGCCCAGUGCGACCGAGUCUUCAUGUCCAUGCAGGGCCUGAGGUCCCACGAGAGGAGCCACUCAGCCAUGGCACUGUUCAGCAAAGAAGACAAAUACAGCUGCCAGUACUGCCAGUUUGUCUCGCCCUUCAGACACAAUCUGGACCGACAUGUGCAGUCUCACCACGGGCACCACAAGCCCUUCAGGUGUAAGCUCUGCCCCUUUAAAUCUGCCUACGUGAGCCGCUUGAAGAGCCACCUGCAUAAGGCACACACAGGUGAGCAGCACACAUACAAGUGCUUGUCCUGCCCCUUCACUUCUAUGACCAUCAGCCAGCUGAAGGAGCACUCUCUGAGAGACCACGGUGAAGUCUUGACCCUUCCCAAACUCCGAGCAGCCAACCAGGCUGCGCAUGCCACCCUCAGGCCCCCCCGACCGGCCAGUAAUCCAGAACAGACUCCCAUAGCACCUGAUGAUCCGUCAUACCUGGAGCCAGUGGAUGUUCGUCAGCAGCUCAGUCAUUACCAGCUGGCCUCCCGCAGUCAAAUGUCUUCCAGCUCAACACCUGGUGGCUCAACGGUGGCCGACAAUCGCCCCGAGAAUAUCCUCACGUGCGAGUUCUGUGAGUUCAGCUCCGGAUACAUGCAGAGUCUACGGCGUCACUACAGGGACCGUCACGGUGGCAAGAAGCUCUUCAAAUGCAAAGAUUGUUCCUUUUUCACCUGCUACAAGAAUACCUUCACCAUGCACGUAGAGGCGGGUCACUACAACAACAUGCCAGAGGACCUCGCUAAAGACCUGCGCUGCCCUCUCUGCCUCUACCACACCAAACGCAAGAGCAACAUGAUCGACCACAUUGUUCUGCACAGAGAGGAGCGCGUGGCUCCAUUGGAGGUCAGCCGCUCCAAGCUGUCGCGUCACCUUCAGGGCCUGGUUUUCCGUUGUCACAAAUGCACCUUCACAUGCUCCAGUGACCAGGCCCUGCAGCUGCACCUGCAAAAGCACGCUGAGAUCAAGCCCUACCAGUGCCAGCUCUGCUAUUAUGACACCAAUAGACGGAUCCAGCUAGAGGACCAUCUACGCCUUGAGCACAAGGUAAUCCGCAACUUUGAACUGAUGGGCCGGGUCAACCUGGACCAGCUGGACAUGAUAAAGGAUCAAGGCAGCAGUGCUGAGGAGGAGGAGGAGGAGGAGAGAGAAACUAUGGAGAUGGUGUCAGAUGGAAAAGUGGCUCUGGAGGAGGAAGAGGAGGAAGCGGAGGAGGAUGACGAUAAUGAUGUGGGAAUGGAAAUCAUUGAGAACAUGGUGGGGGGCCAGACAGAGAUGGACGAUGAAGAGGUGGAGGAAAACGUCAAAGACGAAGACGAUGAGGUGGAAGAAGUAGAAGAAGUGGAGGACGAGGAGGACGAAGAGGAAGUCCAGGAAGUGGGGGAAGGGAAGCCUGCCCCUCAAGAAGUCCUUGCAUCUCCCAUUAGCAACAGCAGCAGCAACAGCUCUGGGCCAAGCAGUGCAGAGAAGCGUAUUCCCUGUGAGUUCUGCGGCCGCUGCUUCACAAACAGCCUCGAAUGGGAACGACAUGUCCUUCGACAUGGCAUGUAA